Phaeodactylum tricornutum CCAP 1055/1 is the source of this 2703-nucleotide messenger RNA. RefSeq lists its product with no specific name. The coding region runs from base 1 to 2703 and encodes 900 amino acids. The record is from RefSeq and is a predicted model, not a curated record. Lineage: Eukaryota; Bacillariophyta; Bacillariophyceae; Surirellales; Neidiaceae. Gene Ontology annotation, molecular function: N-acetylgalactosaminide beta-1,3-galactosyltransferase activity. The transcript is spliced from 2 exons.
AUGGCCACGGGUGCCCUAGCAUUACCGACCAUGUCUUUGAAUUCGAAGCGAAAGGCUGGCGAGCAUGGUCUUCGACAAGGCGACUCGACGACAGCACGGCUGUUCCUCGCCUUCGCGUGUUUUUGGCCAUUAAUGAUUAUGGCCUUGUUUGCGGCCUCUUCGCCUCGGGUAAAAACAUCUAUUCCCGGGAACGCUUCGGUGCCUGCUUCGAAUAAUUUGCGCAUGGAGAUUCGCAACGCUCUGGAUCGCGUCGAUAUCAUGGGGUACGGCCCUACGCACCCUCGCGUUGCCGUAGUUGUCGUCGGUCGCGAUCGGCAAAACCUUAUCGCUUCCGUCGAAUCAGUCUUUUCCAAAACAGACAUGGAUCGUAUCUUUGUGGUAACCGUCGUCGUCGACGGCAUGGCGGAAGACUUGACCUUGGUCCAGGACUUGCAAAAGAUUGACGGUGGCACUAUUCCUCACUGGCAUGGCCAAACACCCGACUUGCACAAUGCCGGUGCGACACAGCCCAAGGAAGAGGAAGCGCAUGGCCGCAAGGUACACGUUAUUUUCAACGCCAGGCAAAGGGGUGUAACGGCGUCGCGUGCGGAUGGUGUCGAAUUUAUUCGUUUGUUAUCCGAGAAGCACGAACAAGCGGCCUUAAAAUCUCCGCAAGAAGAUUUGUUGCUCUUGUUGAUGGAGGGCGGUACUCAGCUGGAAUCACGGCGAUGGUUGUUACCCGUCACACAAGCUCUCAUUGUUCCUCCGCCUCUUUUGGGUAAGGAAGAUUCUACCGUGGCAAUGAAGUUGGCCAACGCAGUCUCUUUUAACCUUGAGGGACCCGGUAAGCGAACGUCUUUUGAUGAAACGUUGGCGGCGGUCAUUUCCGAGUCCAGUGCGGAAGACAUGAAUCAGAACAACGGCGACUCUUAUCCAACACCGGCAUUAAACGGGGCAGCUAUUGCUUUGCGACUCGAUACGUAUUUGAACCUACCAAUUCACGAUGAAUCGCUUCAAGAAGCCUGGCCUGCGAAUCUGGAUCUAGCAAUGAACCUCUGGUUGUGCGCUGAUGGAAUCGACAUGCUGGAGGACGCAAAAGUUACAAGCAUAGACGCGUCGCCUCCUGCGGCAUCCUUGCUUCCUCAACAGGCGGCUCGUUUUGCAGCAGCGUGGAUGGACGAAACGCUUGCAAAAAAGUUUUUCAACGCCUACACCAAGACAGCCAAUCCAGAUAUGACGUAUCUGGAAUGGGAAACCUUCCAAUCCGCUGCGAGGCAAGAACCAGGAUUCACAGCCAUGACGUCCAGAUGCCGUGACUUUAAGUGGUUUAUCGACCGCGUCAAUCCAGAGCUAGGAAACGUCUUACAAGCAUCGGAGGAACUGCCUAAAGGGAAACCUAUGGCAGCAAAUAGCGAAACAAGCGCGAAGUCGGCUGAUGCCGUAGAAGGUAAUGCAAACACGGCCGAACGUGCUAACGAAAAGACACCAGUUGUACCAGGCAAAACACCAUUGCAUGGUGAACGUAAUGACAAGGAAAGGCAAGAGGUGGAUGGGAGUGAGGAGGAGUUUGUCAUUCCAGAAAGGCACGACCAAAAAAAGCCUACCAAACCUCUCUGCAAAGAGUGCCUUGAAAUCGUCCAACGAGCGAGGCCUGUAGAGAUUGCAUAUGUGGAUAUGUCAAACGGUCACCGCGAAGACCCUCACAGGGGGGCUCGAGACACUGACGGUAACUUUGGGUAUACACACGAUGAGACGGCUUUGCGCAAAAACCCACCUGCAAUCAACUUCAUGGGAGAUGAUCUGGCACGAGCCUGUAGCAAACGAGACAACAACUACCGCAUGCUGCAUGAAAAAGUAAAAAUCGAUUUUAAGGCGCACGCUGAAGCCGAAAAGUCUCUACAAAAGCGUGACAAAAUAUUUUGCGGAAUUUACUCGAUCGAGAGUGCACACCCUCGAAUCCAGAGGAUUGCCGAGACGUGGGGACAAAAAUGUGAUGGCUUUAUUGUUGCAUCCAACAAAACUGAUGCCACACUGAAUACUGUCGACAUUCCGCACGAAGGCCCGGAGGACUACAGUAAUAUGUGGCAGAAAAUACGGAGUAUGUUAAGCUACAUCUAUGACAAUUACUACGAAAAGUACGACUGGUUCCAUAUGGGCGGCGAUGACCUGUAUAUCUUGGUCGAGAACCUACGCCUGUAUCUUGAAAGCGAGGAGAUCAAGACCGCAGCGAAUGGUGGAAUAUACUUACCCGAUGGUACAGAAACGACGCAAGUUCCUCUUUUUUUGGGUCGACGCUUCGCUUACAUGGGAGAUAUGAACGACAUUUUCAACUCUGGUGGUUCCGGUUAUACCAUGAAUAAGGCGGCGCUCAAAACGUUGGUAGUCGACGGCUUUCCCAAUCUUUUCUCUCACGCCCACACCUUUUCAGAGGACACAAUGGUGGCGAGGACGUUUAGACACUAUAACAUAUUCCCAUACGAGACGAAGGACGAAAAUGGUGGGGAGCGAUAUAUGCCGUUUAUGCCAGGUCACCACUACGGUUACCGUUUCCCGACCGACAAGAGCACAGACUGGUACGCCAAAUACUCCAUCAACAUCAAAGAAGGUUUGGACCAUUGCGCAGCACACAGUGUGGCAUUUCACUACGUUAAAGAUGAAGCGAUGUAUCGAUUGCAUGCGCUUCUAUAUGGUCUCUGUCCUGCGGAACCUGCACUAGAGUCGUAA